Messenger RNA from Linum tenue, 877 nucleotides. Lineage: Eukaryota; Viridiplantae; Streptophyta; Magnoliopsida; Malpighiales; Linaceae. The record is from the annotation of a GenBank genome assembly.
AGGUCAGUGGUGUGCGUUUGCCGGCGAGUGGCGACCCCAACAAUCAAGUGAUCGGGCAGGAAGCGGGGCGGAAAAUUGAAUUAGUAAAGCAAUGAAAGGCGUCUUAGCGGCGCCGGGAGAUUAUGUCCACUUCAAGUCCCAAGUUCCUCUCCAUAAGAUCCCCGGAUACCGGGUGAUCUCUAUCGAUAUUCCACGUGUUUGGAAUCAUAUAGAAUGGAUUCAGGAGUUUGACAAGUUCUUAGAUGUCAUCCAUGUUCAUCAUAUGCAUCUCUAUGGUACAUCUCUUGGAGGCUUCUUGGCUCAAAUAUUUGCUCAGCAUCGUCCAAGGCGGGUGAGAUCAUUGGUCCUGUCAAAUACAUUUUUGGAUAAUCGGAGUUUUGCAGCUGCUAUGCCAUGGGCACCUUUGUUAGAAUCUAAAUUCAUGAACUUACUCCUUAAAGAUUGUCAUUUCCUGAUGGUUGAAACACUUUCGAAGGAUGAUCUUGCGUCAAGGCUGACAUUGAAUGUUGAUGCCACAUCAGUUGGAUCUCUUCUCCUUUCAGAUCAAUUCAUCACUAUCAUGGAUGGGACCGGUGGAAGUCGAAGCAGAGAGAAAGAUGAGAAGGAAGAAGAUGAUCGAGAUGGUCAAUCAAAAGAUGGAGGGAACUCUGCAGAAAGCUCUUCUUCAGGUAGCGAUCCGCUGCCUUUGCCUCCUCCAGAGAGUUCUGAAUCACAAAGCACCUGCACCAGUGUUGAUGAGCUCCUCAACAAGGCUGUUUUGACCGCACGGAGAUAUGAUGCAGCGGAGGCAUUUGCUCAUCACUUGGUUGCCUCUUGCGUGGGAUAUGUGUACAUUUGUUUGAACUAUGGUUCGGAUUUCAGGCAAAUGCUGAUGUAG